Pteronotus mesoamericanus is the source of this 2061-nucleotide messenger RNA. It is a transcript of the gene HJURP, whose product is annotated as Holliday junction recognition protein. Gene Ontology annotation, cellular component: chromosome, centromeric region; nucleus. NCBI's taxonomy places the organism in Eukaryota, Metazoa, Chordata, Mammalia, Chiroptera, Mormoopidae. The transcript has 9 exons. Gene Ontology annotation, biological process: CENP-A containing chromatin assembly. The record is from RefSeq and is a predicted model, not a curated record. Gene Ontology annotation, molecular function: histone binding. The coding region runs from base 1 to 2061 and encodes 686 amino acids.
AUGGAAGACGAGGUCACGGGGGAUGACGUGCUGCUGCAGAAGCUCAGGGACAGCCGCCGCCGCUUCCAAAGGCACAUGCAGCAGCUGCUCGAGAAGUACAACCAACCCUUCGAGGAUGCCCCGGUAGUGCAAAUGUCCACGCUGACCUACGAGACGCCCCAAGGAUCGAGAGUCUGGGGUGGAGGACUAGUAAAGAACAAGAACAAAGGCCAAAUCCAGGGCUCCCCCGCGGAGACGGUCAGCAGGAAGGAUGGCCUCACACAGGAGGACGGGCUGCCCGCGCCCUGCGCGCAGGACCUGGGACUGGACUCAAGAAGCAGUGAUGCUGAUGCGACUUCGCACCAAGAGGACCUGGCUGCCCGCGUCUUACCGCCUGCAGUGCCUUGGAGCCCUUUGAAGGACGAGCUAAGAAGGAAGUACUUGAACCAGGUGGACACACUGCUGCAAGAGGCAGAGGUAAUCCGUUCUCCAGCGUGUUACUACGAUUAUGGAGACGGAAAUGACACACAUGUGACCCUGGUCCCUUCGCUGGCCGCGCCUCCCAGGCCCGCCCAUGACAUGGCGGUAGUGCCCAGAAAUGACAGUGUCUCCUGGCAAGAGACCAGCAGUCACAGCUUCUCGAGCAGCCAGUCCUUCGUGGCCGACGACAUCUGCACCGUGACCAUCAGUGACCUGUACGCGGGCAUGCUGCACUCCAUGAGCCGGCUGCUGAGCGUGAAGCCCUCGUGCAUCAUCUCCACCAAAACCUUCAUCCUCCGGGGCCGGGCCUGUCGGCGGAGGUGUGGGGGCAAGAGCAGGGCAAACAGGACAUUCUGCAGGGGUGUCAGGCCUGCGUGGAGGGGCCCCCAGGAAAGGCCUGAGCCCCGUCCCGAGUCGGUGAGAGAGGUCGGAGUCCUGAGAGAGUGCCAGAACGUCCCAGACCUUUCUGGCCAGAAGGCAGUAUUAAAAUUGGAAAAAGCUUCUUUUGAAGUAAACAAACUCCAAAUCUGGAAGGAGCUUAAGGGAAUGCCCCGGAAGUUGUCUUCAUGGACUUCCGUAGACUCCAGCGCAAUGCACCGUCUUGAUCGGGAAAAUAGAUUAAUGACAUUAAAGUGGUUAAUUUCUCCUGUAAAAAUAAUUUCCAGACCAAGAAUGCUGCAGGGCGAGAGAGGGGAUCAUUACAGGGAGCUCGAAAGCAAAUUUGGUAAACUUCACCAGGAAUAUUGUCUAAGUCCCAGGAAGCCACAGCUGUGCCUGACCUACCCACCCAGCCCCUCUGGGGUCCGCGUGCACAGGGGUGGCUCAGUGAGCCCCGGGGUCCCCCGGGGCUUAGAAACCCACCAGCCAAGUAGAUGUUUCAGCAGAGUGAAAGCUAAGAGUCUAAAUGAGGCUUUUGCAAACCUGGGCAAACAAGCUCUUGAGGCAGGAAGAUGGCUGCCAAAAAGCGGUUCCUCUCUGUCGCUUUCGGAGUCCAACUCCCCGCAGAGCCCAGGCCGCGCUGAGCCAACAGCUGAUCUUUUUAAAGGAAAUCACCUUGGGAUAUUUAGGAGGUCGUCAUCACUCAGCAAAGCUCUCUCACUCCCCGGGGUACAACCGCUAGGCUCUGCGAGAGACCGUUACGAGGAAAUCAAAGAGCAGUUUGACCAGCUCCACCGUAAGUAUUGCCGAAAGUCGGCUCAGAGGACGAAGGUGCCCUUCUCUCCUGAAGCAUCUCCAGAUAAAGCAGGUGUGCAAGUGCAGAAUCAAACAGACUUCUUAGGAAAGUCAAAUCCGGACUCCAGCUGCCAGAGGCCCCAAAAGUUGCCGGCAUCGCCCCAGUGCAGCGUAAGAAGUUCGCUGGGCUCAAGCUCCACUGAGGUUCAUCCCUCUGCGUGGUUUGCUGGGGCUGCUGGGUGCGGCCCUGCCCCCCAGGCCAAGAGGCUCCGACUCUCAGACCUCCGGGGGUGUGGAAGGCGGGCCGACUGCCAGGACCCCUCUCGUGUGGUGGGCAGGGCCAUCCCGAAGCCCAGGGAAGAAGUCCACAGGGAAAAGAAGGUAAGUUUUGGAAAGAAGAGCACAUCUUUCAGGACAGAAGAUAAGUGA